GGUUGGAGCGCCCUCAUGCAGGCGGCCAGGUUUGGGCACGUGAGCGUGGCACACCUCCUCCUGGAUCAUGGGGCUGACGUCAAUGCCCAAAACCGGCUAGGGGCCAGCGUGCUCACGGUGGCCUCUAGGGGUGGCCACCUGGGCGUGGUGAAGCUGCUUCUGGAAGCCAGUGCCUUCGUGGACCCCUCUGGCGAGCAGCUGAGGGCAGGGGGCAGCAGGGAUGAGCUGCUGGACAUCACAGCCCUGAUGGCUGCCAUCCAACAUGGGCACGAGGCCGUGGUGCGUCUGCUGAUGGAGUGGGGGGCAGACCCCAACCGUGUGGCUCGGACCGUGGGCUGGAGCCCGCUGAUGCUAGCGGCGCUCGGUGGGAAGCUCGGCGUGGCCCAGCAGCUAGUGGAGAAGGGGGCCAACCUGGACCACCUCAGUGUGCUGGAGAAGACUGCCUUCGAGAUAGCGCUGGACUGCAAGCACAGGGACCUUGCAGACUACCUGGACCCACUGACUACUGUCAGACCCAAGACAGAUGAGGAGAAAAGACGACCUGAUAUUUUCCAUGCGUUGAAAAUGGGAAACUUCCAGUUGGUCAAGGAGAUUGCCGAUGAAGACCCCAACCACGUGAACAUGGUCAAUGGGGACGGGGCGACCCCUCUGAUGCUGGCCGCUGUCAUGGGGCAGCUACCUCUGGUGCAGCUGCUGGUGGAGAGGCAUGCCGAUGUGGACAAGCAGGACAGCGUGCAUGGCUGGACUGCUCUCAUGCAGGCUACCUACCACGGUAAUAAAGAAAUUGUCAAAUAUCUGCUAAACCAAGGUGCUGAUGUCACUCUUCGUGCAAAAAAUGGAUACACGGCCUUUGACCUAGUGAUGCUGCUGAAUGAUCCCGACACGGAACUUGUUCGACUGCUGGCAUCUGUCUGCAUGCAGGUGAAUAAAGAUAAAGGCCGGCCCAGCCACCAGCCACCCCUGCCCCACUCAAAGGCCAGACAGCCCUGGAACAUCCCAGUGUUGCCUGAUGACAAGGGCGGACUUAAGUCCUGGUGGAACCGCAUGUCCAAUCGGUUCCGGAAGCUGAAGCUGAUGCAGACGCUGCCCCGUGGGCUGUCCAGCAACCAACCUUUGCCUUUCUCUGAUGAGCCUGAGCCGGCGCUGGACUGCACCAUGAGAGCAGCCCCCCAGGACAAGACCAGCUUCUCUAGGCUCCCCAGUGUGGCCCCCACCACCAAAGGCAGUGGUCCUGGGAGCACGAGAGGAGAAAAGGAAGAUGUGUUAUUGACAACCAUGCUUCGAAAUGGAGCUCCUUUCACCAGACUCCCGAGCGACAAGCUGAAGGCAGUCAUCCCCCCUUUCUUGCCCCCUUCCAGUUUUGAGCUAUGGAGCUCUGAUCGGUCCCGGACAUGUCGCCAUGGGAAGGCUGACCCUGCAAAGACUGUGCUACCCCAUGGACCCAGCAGGGGCCACGCCAUGGGUGGCGGGAGCACAGACACUGCUCCCAUCAGGCCAGUUAAAUUCCCAACUCUCUCCAGAAGCCCAGCGUCUCCUGCCAAUUCUGGAAACUUCAACCACUCACCUCAUUCCUCAGGCGGCUCCAGUGGGGUAGGGGGCGUUAGCAGGCACGGUGGGGAGCUGCAUAAUCGCUCAGGUGGCAGCAUAGAUAGUGUCUUGUCCCAAAUUGCCGCCCAGAGGAAAAAAGCAGCUGGAUUAUCGGAGCAGAAGCCCAGCCAGCGGUCAAGCCCUGUUGGGCCGGCACCAGGGUCCAGCCCGUCAGAGCUCCCAGUCUCCCCAGCAGGGGGCAGUGUUCCUGGUGGCAAGAAAUUAGAGACAAGCCAAAGGCCUCAGUCUGGAACGUCGACUACCUCCAAAAGCACCUCCCCCACCCUCACGCCCUCCCCUUCACCCAAAGGACACACUGCCGAGUCCUCGGUGUCCUCCUCCUCGUCCCACCGGCAGUCCAAGAGCAGCGGGGGCUCCAGCAGCGGCACCAUCACAGAUGAAGAUGAGCUGACUGGAAUCCUUAAGAAAUUAUCGCUUGAGAAAUACCAGCCCAUUUUUGAGGAACAAGAGGUGGAUAUGGAAGCAUUCCUCACGCUCACCGAUGGCGAUUUGAAGGAGCUGGGGAUCAAGACAGAUGGAUCCAGGCAGCAGAUUUUGGCAGCGAUUUCUGAACUGAACGCAGGCAAGGGACGAGAGAGACAAAUCUUACAGGAAACCAUUCACAACUUCCAUUCUUCCUUUGAGAGCAGCGCCAGCAACACCAGGGCCCCUGGAAACAAUCCUUGUGCGUGA
Molecule: messenger RNA, 2280 nt
Organism: Trichechus manatus latirostris (Florida manatee)
Lineage: Eukaryota; Metazoa; Chordata; Mammalia; Sirenia; Trichechidae
Gene: ANKS6
Product: ankyrin repeat and sterile alpha motif domain containing 6
Exons: 15
Coding region: 16-2280 (754 amino acids)
Biological process (GO): innate immune response
Cellular component (GO): cytoplasm; nucleus
Molecular function (GO): protein binding
Source: RefSeq, a predicted model, not a curated record